UUCACCCGCCCUUCUAGCACACGAUCCUGUACUAUGACUAACUUCUCUUCCCUUCUCACCACCAUCUUCCUCUGCAUCAUCAGCUCCGCGACCGGCUCCGGAACCAUCGAGCUGCUCAUCUCAUCCCCACAAACCGUGCUCGUCGAGCCGACGGUGUGCGCGAAUUUCGAAUGCGCGGCACCCGAUGAUCUAUCGUUGGCGCGAAAAGUUCAACGAAGAGUUCCUCUCCGCUUCGGCACCGGACAAUAUCACGGAGAAGCCCGCGAACGCAUUGAUCUUCACCUCAAAAUUAUCGAACCAACGAGUAAUGAAAUUCUCGCCCUCCAACACCACCGUCCUGCCGCCGAUACGGAAUGGAACUCCGACGCUCCGAUCGUCAUCGAGACCUCUCGUGGCUUCAACGUGACGGUUCAACUGCGGAAUUUGUGCAGCUCAAACUACCACGGAAAACGCUGCAAUCGAUAUUGUAUCGCGAAUGCGAAGCUUCACUGGGAGUGCUCAACACACGGAGUCCGCCGAUGCUCCGCCGGAUGGUCUGGUGAAGAUUGUUCAAAUCCGAUCUGCGCCGGCGGUUGCAGCAAUCGUGGCAGAUGUGUGGCACCGAACCAAUGCUCGUGCGCCGACGGAUUCAACGGAACUCGCUGUGAGCAGUGCCUACCACGCGCGGGAUGUGUCAACGGAGACUGUGUUAACGAGACGCCGAACACGUGCAAGUGUAGAGACGGUUUUAUUGGUGAUCGGUGUGAUAUUGACAUCAAAAUCUGCUCUCUCGAAAAACCGUGUGCAAACGGUGGAAUCUGUUCAAUUGACUCGUCAUCGUCGACCGGCUACAAAUGUCAUUGCCCAUUCGAAUUCGUCGGCUCUCAAUGCAAAACACCGCUGAGCAAAGUUCGGUGCUCCGCGGAGCACGUUUGUAAGAAUGGAGGCGCUUGCAUCUCAAUGGACGACACAAAUAUUCAGUGCAAGUGCCGUCGCGGAUUUUCGGGAAAAUUCUGUGAAAUUGGAAAUCACGGGGAUUGCUCGGCGAUGCGGUGCUCCGCCGGAGAGACGUGCCAAAUUAGUGGAGAUUUUGCGAUUUGUGUGGAAAAUGAUGAGCUACUACUGACAACUAAUAAGCCUGCUGAAACGACGAAAAGCGUUGAAAAAUGGAGAGAACCCCGAAAAACGGCGAACGACGAGCAAGCCUCGGAUGAGCUUCAACUUCGGCUGAUCGCCGCAAUUUGUGUGCUCUUUUGUGUGAUCGGUCUCGCCUUGGUCAGCUUUUUCUUCUACAUGCACUCAUUCUCCAAGUGGAAACAUCCAUCGUCACAGCAGGCAGGAGGAAGCACAAUUCUUCCAACAACAACAUCAAUUCCAAUGUCUACAACGUCUUCGGGAACUGGAUCUCCUGUUUAUAAAGUGUGCAUAAUCGAUUCGGAGCACCGCGGAAACGCGCCAGGAAGCUCAUCAGAUUCCGAACCCGAUCACCACUGUCCGCCGCCGCACCGACAUUCUCCACCGCCUGCCUACUCGAGUCUCGUCCUGUACAAAAAAGUUCCGAUGGCAGCAGAUGACGAGUCGUCGUUUCGAGUCUAAACAACAGCUCGACGACGAGAUUUACAAUAAUUUAAUAAUGAUUUUUUUCGCCACCAAAUGCAGAUCUUUUUCAAAAAAAUUUUCCCUGUCCCUGUCCCCCGCCACAUCAUUUUCAGCCCGGUUGUUGCUCUUUUCCCAUCAUUUUCGCUCAAUGUUUUAUCAGAUUGUUUAUUUUUAUUAUUGCUCCCUGUUAACCUCGAUUUUCUCACUAAAAAGGCGUCGGGGGGCUCUUUUUUCCCGGAAUUUUUAAGGAAGAGUAGAGAACAAUAGCCAAAACCGGCCUAAUUUCGUGCUAAAUUUCGAAAAUUUGGUGUGAGGGCCAAAUUUUCGGAAAAAGCACAAAAUUUGGCUCUUUUUCCAAAAAUUUUUCCCAGUUUUUACUCCCUUUUAAAAGCCCAAAUUGGCAAAAUUGAGCCCCCAAAUCUACCCAGAAAUCCCAAUUUUCGCUCUAAAACAUCUCCCCCAGUUUUCAGUCUACGAGGUAUCUUCUGUUUUACACGACUGUUUUUUACGUCUCAUUUUGCCAUCAAUUUCACCACUCCACACUCAAAAAUGUAAAUAUUUCGUCCUUAUUUUUGCACCAUUUCUCUCCCUUUUAAAAUCGCAUUUUUUUUCUUGUAUCAUUUUCUGCAGUAGUUUUUUUUGUUGGGUGUGUGUGCUCAUUCAUUGAUUGAUUUUUCGAUUUUUGUGUUGUUAUUUUUUCAUCUCUACUCUAACAUGAUUGUGAUAGAAAACACGGAAAUCCCAGAUGAAGAACAUAAUUAAAUUUAAA
This is a messenger RNA of Caenorhabditis elegans, 2347 nucleotides long. It is a transcript of the gene apx-1, whose product is annotated as Delta-like protein. The coding region runs from base 34 to 1575 and encodes 513 amino acids. Gene Ontology annotation, biological process: cell differentiation; regulation of multicellular organismal process; cell communication. Lineage: Eukaryota; Metazoa; Nematoda; Chromadorea; Rhabditida; Rhabditidae. The transcript has 8 exons. Gene Ontology annotation, cellular component: cytoplasm; membrane; nucleus. The record is from RefSeq and is marked reviewed.